Molecule: messenger RNA, 859 nt
Organism: Ailuropoda melanoleuca (giant panda)
Lineage: Eukaryota; Metazoa; Chordata; Mammalia; Carnivora; Ursidae
Gene: PTTG1
Product: PTTG1 regulator of sister chromatid separation, securin
Exons: 6
Coding region: 189-791 (200 amino acids)
Biological process (GO): chromosome organization; homologous chromosome segregation
Cellular component (GO): nucleus; cytoplasm
Source: RefSeq, a predicted model, not a curated record
CUGGGGGUCGGGGACUGGGGCUUUCCAGGGUCGUCUGUAGCGCAGAGCCGGGUCGAGCCACGGCCUCGGACUGUGUGCACAACCGUCGGCAGUUCAGUUCUGAGGAGAACCAGGACCUGUGCCAUCCCCAAACCGCCGACUGUUCUGGAACUUAGAGCCUCCGGCGCAGCCUUCAAGACUAAUCCAGAAUGGCUACCCUGAUCUUUGUGGAUAAGGAAAAUGGAGAACCAGGUACCCGUGUGGCUCCCAAGGACGGGCUGAAGCCGGGAUCUAGGCCUCUCAAAGCUUUAGAUGGGAGAUCUCAGGUUUCAACACCACGUGUAGGCAAAACGUUUGAUGCUCAAGCAGCCUUACCUAAAGUUGCCAGAAAGGCUUUGGGAACUGUCAACAGAGCCACAGAAAAUUCAGGAAAGACUAAUGGACCUCUCAAACAGAAGCAGCCAACCUUCUCUGCCAAAAAGGUGACUGAGAAGAUGGUCAAAGCAAAAAGCUCUGUUCCUGCCUCGGAUGACACCUAUCCAGAAAUAGAAAAAUUCUUUCCCUUCAAUCCUUUAGAUUUUGAGAGUUUUGACCUCCCUGAAGAGCACCAGAUUGCACACCUCCCCUUGAAUGGAGUGCCUCUCAUGAUCCUCAAUGAGGAGAGGGAGCUUGAAAAGCUGUUACACCUGGGCCCCCCUUCACCUCUGAAGAUGCCCUCUCCACCAUGGGAGUCUAAUCUGUUGCAGUCUCCAAGCAUUCUGUCGACCCUGGAUGUUGAAUUGCCACCUGUUUGCUAUGACUUAGAUAUUUAAAUUUCUUAGCACUUAAUAGUUUGUAUGUUUUGUAUUAAUAAAGCAAUUCUUUAACAGACUCUUCCUAA